AUGGCGUCGUCGGCCAAGAUUGACUUGUGCCGUCCGUCAUCGGGUCAGCCGCAGAACGGCUGUCUCAGCGACCUGCCCUCCACCUCGACCGGGAUCCGGCCCGUGAAGCCGGAGAUCGUCAAGUCCGAAGGAAGCGACGAUGAGAAGGCGCCCACGCUACACAGGGAAACCGACCUCAACUACGACUCGGACUCGCCCAAGAAGUCGCCGCUGACUUUGGUAGGGAUUUGAGGUUGCAUUUUUUUCGAUUUUUAGACUUAUACGGACAUACGGACAUUUUAUACGAUAAAAAUUCUGUUGCCAUUUUAAACCUUAUAAACUGCUGCUAUAUCAAAGAAAAUCCGCCGGUUAACAUUGUUAAUCAUCCUUUUUUCAAAUAAUAAUCUCAUUUUGAGAUAUUACAAAAUAUCAGACAAGUUAUACGACCAAAGUUUUCUCAAGGCAUCCUCAUAAAACAUGCCUACAAAUAUAACAAAUAUGGCUAAAGUCCCCUUUAUCACACUCUAUGUUUGCCUUAUUUGCAGAAGCCCGAUCCAGACCGUCCCUCGUCCUCCUCAAACUACUCAGAUUUGCAUCCGGAAGAGUACAACAACAGAGAGUGGAACAUUGAAAAAAUUCAAUACAACACCAGUGCGGCCUAUAAUUCGGUGACUUCGCGGCUAACCGACUCUUUGUCAUCCAAUCUAUACGAUCCGAAGAAACAGAAGACCGGCUGGGCGUAUUACACUAGAGAUCGGGAGGAAUUCCGAUGUUUCAGCGAUGAGAAUCGAACGUUCUACCGGAUUGGGGACUACGUUUAUCUCGAAAUGGAUGUCUCCAGUCCUUAUGUUAUCGGGAAAAUAGACAGUUUCAAAAUGGUAAGGGGACAUUUUAUACGAUGAAAUUAGUAAAAAGCAUAAGGGUUUUUUUGCAUCUCUAAUGUAUGUGUUUCAGAGAAAGACUAGUUCCAAAAACACCCUUCAAGUACGUUGCACAAAGUUCUUUCGUCGCGAUGAGCUCGUCCCUGAUGCGAUUUCGCUACUUGACUCGGAAAGAGUUGAUGCCGGAGUUGUGGAGAACAAUUCAGAUGUCAAAGCCCGUGAACUUUUCCCGUCCGAAUCUCAGGUCACUGCUCAAGUGGGAUGUCUUCGGUAAGGCCAGCCCAUGAUUUUGCUGAUUUUUUCCGAUCAGGACAUUUUAUACGAUAAAACAUAUUUUAUCGUAUAAAAUGUCGCUUUCUUCAAAAUUAAGUUCGACUAACCAAGAAUCAUCAUUUCAGAGGCCUAUGCAACGUAUUGGAUAAAAGUGUACAGUACAUGCUAGAGAAUGGCAUCGAAGGAAAGGACACUUUCUUCUACUGUAUGUCGUAUACCUCGGAAACGGGACGGAUAGCAAUGUUUCACCCCGAAAUUAGGAUUGGCAAAAAUCAUCAGGUGAGACGGCCCGCUAAUCCCGACUCUCAGCCAUUCAGAUAAUCCGGAUUUUAACGUUUUUUUUGAAUUUUUAACUUUCCCGCCAAAAUUGGCAUUCUGUUUCAAGCUGUAAUUGUGGUCAAAUUUCAGGCGGAAAUCCCGAACUGUUUGUCAACAACUACGAAUAAAGUGAAAGCGCAUGACAAAGAUCGAGAGCAGCUGCUUUUCGAGCCAGGACGGGUAUCCGAAGAGACGGAGAACUUGUUCGUUGAAAAUGUGAAGAACUAUCGAAGAACGGCCGCUGAAAACUGCCCCAAAAUGAAUGAGCUGGAGAAGAAGGCGUUUCUGGGUGAUAGAGUUCGCAAUGACGCCUGUGAAGUGGUGAGUUUUGCAAUAGAAACAUCAAAAAUGCAAAAUACCCCCAAUUUAUACGAUGACAUACGUUAAGCCGACGUUUUGGCGAAAUUAGAUAAUCCUAAGCGACAUUUGGUGAUUGAGUAAACCGUGUAUCGUAUUUCAGCUGCACCGCUGCAACUAUGAUGCCAGAGAGGCGAUAAAAAAGGCCAUGGAAGAGGAUAAAAUCUACCUUGAAAACAAGACUUUCAUGUCAUCAGAGGACUGUAAAAAAUUUGUCAAAGGUCUCAGGAACUAUGGAAAGAACUUUCACAAAAUCGCUAAAGAAUCAUUUGGGACUAGUUUCGGCCGCGUAAGUUCAAUUUUUAUUCACUAGUCGACAUUUUAUACGAUGAAAUAUGUUUUGCUUACCAACCAUGUUUUGUCGUAUAAAAUGGUAUGUAAGGGAAAAAUUAAAUAAUUUAUGAUCCUAACUGCGGCUGUAGUGAUUUUCAUACCACAGCGAAUUUUAUACGAUCAAAUGUGUUCAUCUUAAAACAUGUUUGAUCGUAUAAAAAUUCGCCGCCGACUCGCCGAACUCUCCGUUUGCUAGUAGUCCGCUUUGUAAUCUACUUAAAACUCGCGGCACUUUUUUUUUGUUUGCUUUGUUUGCGACCCGAUAAAGCGCUCGCUUCACGUGAAGCCGGAGUUCACGUGAUCCAGCCGAUAAGUCGCCAAGCAAAGUUCGACGUCCGUUUUAUGUUAUUUUCGUCGCGGGGUUUUGUCUUGUUGUCGGGCGAGCGGUGCGGCAUGGGAAUUAUUAAAUUCCUGGAAAUUUAAAUUUCAAACAUUGCCCUGCUGAUCGCUUAUCAGCCGAUAAGAUCGUGCGUCUGCAGCCGGGCCCUUAAGCAAAUCUUCGGUCGAGAAUUUCUUUUUCGUCGAAAAAUCUCGCUUUCCUACGGCGUUUUACGUUUUGUUUGCGAAGUCUCACGUUUUUCGUCCAUAAUUCGGACUUUAUGGAGAUGGACGUCAAUCUAUUUUAAAGGUGGCAGUAUGCCUCAUAGACUGAGUUGUGGCUACACUUUUUGUAGUCGACUCCAAAUUCGUCAACUUCAGUUUGCAGCCGCAAAAUUUUAUACAAUUUGUAUGAAAUUUAGGCCCUCAUUCAUAAAAUUUACGUUUUUUUUGCAUAAACUCAUUUUUAUGCCCAAAAACGUGCGAUUUCGAAAGAAAAAAUGAUUCCUGGGACUCUCAGCUUGCUGACUGUUUAUUUGCGUAUCCCAAACAUGUGUUUUUCGACGUUUUCCUGCAUAAGAAAUGACGUUUCCGGUGCCUAAACCGCACUCGCGGUGUAAUAGCCGGGUGUUUUGUAAUUUUCGCGAGACCUGCGUCACGUGGAAGUGGUCAAAGUUCGCGAAAUGACUUUCUUUUUUUCUCUGGGACGUCCUUAUCAGACCGCCGUAUUGCAUGAGUGAAUGGGGCCUCAAAAAUUUAUAUUUGCGCUCAUGGUAACAAAUAUCACUUACCGUGACAUUUGCUACCGUAAUAUCAGCCUGAGUCAGCAUUAUUAUGCAGAUCUCGAAACGCCACGUAGUCAGGCGCUUACUCCGAAUUGGGAUCGUCGUUUUUUCCUUGUAAUGUAAACAAGUUUUUUUGGAGGGGAAACCCGAAUUUGUAUUAAAAAAUUAAUUUUUUUUCGAAAAAUUGUAGCCACUAGGGUUGCAAAUGAAAAUUAAUCUCCAAACUACAUCUCUCCGUAUCUGAAUUUACAAUUUUAUAAGAAAAUAUCCCACGCUACAUGUUACAAUAUAGCUAUUUUGUUGUCGUUUUUUAAACGCUUUGAUGCAUAAUUCCGUCGUUUUUUUGCAGGGAGAGCUCGUCCAUUACUACUAUUGUUGGAAAAAAGGUCCGGAAGCCUUCAAGCCGAAGAAUCCGACGCGCAACAAGUCCAUCUACCCGCAGACGAAACGCACGACCCGCAACGGCACCGCAACUCCCACACCCUCCGACCUCAUCGACUAUGACUCGCUGAGUGAGGACGAGGAGUGCGACUUACACCGAGCUUGUCAUCAUUGUUACUCCAGCGGUGAGUAUUUCGAAUUUCUCUGUUCGAAAUUUAGGACGACUACGCAAAUUGGCCGAAAUAUCGCCCGACAAACAUUUGUUUGUUGUAAUUCGGGGGAAAUGCCGGGACCAAAUUUCUUUAUCGCUUUUGUCGCAAGUCGUGUACAAUUUACAACGAAGCCGAAAUUUCAAAAUUUGCCGCAAUUAGUCACGCAAAGGUUGGGAAGUUUUCGGCGUAUAAAAUGUCGUCCGCAGGUGUAGUCGGAGGGUGUAAAGUAUGAAACCAUUAGAGUGCAUCCAAGAGUUUCCUGUUUUGAUAACAUUAUCUUGCGGGGUCGGAGAUAGGCGCCGCAGGGUGCAGUCAAAGCGUUUUUUCUUCACCUCUAGUCGAUCUGGUAUAAUAUGGGGGGAAAAAGUGUUCUUUUUGCGUUGGAAGUCACGUAAUACGAGGUCACAAAGUCUACUGGAUAUUCUUGCUGGAUGAUUUUGUUACAAUCCACCACCUAUUUUGCUAUAGUACCCUUGAAAUUUCAGAAAGCCGCGACUGGCACCACUCCGGCCAGGACCGACAGCUCUUGUGCACCGGCUGUCGGCACCAUUUCAAAAAGUACGGGAAUAUGCGACAUGUCGAGAACAAGCCCGACAGGCCCCCAGCGGCGUUGUGUCGGGAACAGACACCGACCUCGAACGAGGACGGAGAAGAUGGAGGAGUUCGGACGAGAUCAACAAGAUCGAAUCGCCAUCGAACGCCGUGUGACGACAGAGCGGGAAGAAGUGUGGAAUCGGAGCCGGAGAGACGGUCAACCCCACAGAGGAGCGUUAAAGUUCGGAAACGGAGCUAUCAUGUGUCUACGGGAAGUGGAGAGGAUGUAAGUCGAAAAGAACUUGGACUAGAGGCAUUAGUCAUCAAAUUCCUUUCUCAUUUUGGGCGCGGCGUGUCUUCGAAUCAAAAAUGUAGUGAUUUUGAAAAACGAAAACCUUACUCUCGACCCGACUCAACCCAAUAUCCAUUUUCAGAGCCAUUCCAACCUGAACAGCCCUCGAAAAAAGGAAAAGGAAGUCAAGAAGACUGAUAAGAAGGAGAAAGACGUCGCAGAUCUCCCUCCAAUCCUUGAGAACGAAGCUAAACGGGAUCAAGAGCUUCGAGAAACGUCAUCAUCAAGGACCUCAUCCUACGAUGGUGAGAAUGGAACACCGUCCAAGAAACGAACCGAUAAAUCGAGCCCCCCUCCCGAACCAAAUGCUCGAGACUCCAAGGAACCCGAGGUCCCGCAAGAACCCAAACCGGAGAUUAGUGAAAAUGGGUAAGGAAUUCGAGACCGUUAGCUGUUUUGAUGUUUAGUAGACAACAUGAGAUGUGAUGAGCGACAUGUUAUACGAUGAAACAUAUGAAGACAUGUUUCAUCAUAUAAUAUGUCAGAUAGGACGUUUCAUGACUAAAGCCUAAUUUUUAGCGAUCUUGACGAAGACAAAUUCGAAUGGGAGCCCCCAGUAAACGAAUGGAAGUUCAAGAACAUGGAGAACUGCAAGCUAAAACGGAAUGUCGAGAUCACCGAUCAGAGUCAGGACUCCUGCGCGCGAACCCAGAUCAUUCUCGAGAUUUAUGCCGAGACGAACUGGCAGAAACGGCAUAAAGAACGUGCGGAAGCGCGUGCUCAACAACAAAAACAAAAAGCCGAAGAGAUCAAGGCCCAACAAGCGGCAACCAGCCAAGCCCAAAAUUCAUUGGCUGGACUGGCGUCGUUGGCCAACAAUGCGGGCGGAAUGAAUCGUCCUUUAGGGAGUAUGCCUAAUACGACGAAUGGUUUGCAUGGUAAGCCCAAUUAUCCGAUUACUUUUGGUCUGGAGACAUUUUAUACGACUGAAAAUAUGAAAAAAAUUCAACCUUUUUUCAUUGUACAGGGUGUCCAGAGAAAUGUGCCGGAAAGUGUUCGUCGAUUUCUUGGCGCUCAGUCAAGAUAUCAAAAAAAUUUUUUUUUCAGGAGAAAGAAGGUUAUGGGCGGUUUUUUCUCCAAAAAGAUGAUUUUCUCCGCCGACGCGGAAAGUGGUGUAUUCGGCGGAGCCUUUUGAUGUCUUUUUUGGUCAUCACACUAAUCUUAAAAGCGUUUUUGUGAAUUUUGAUGGUUGGAAUGAGGAUUUUUGUUUAUUUUAAUGUUUUUCAAGCAUUCGGCGGAGGUAUGGCGGACGCUUGCCAUAUCGGCGGAGGCCAUAACUCGGCUUCGGAAAAAGAUACAGAACUGGAAAAUGGCUCAAAACGAUCCGUAUGCUUCGCUUUACAUUCCCUGCUCAGACCGUACGAAAAUCAAAGCCUUUUUUUGAGUCUGGCGGAGGAAUCGGCGGAGGCUAUAACUCGGCUUCGGAAAAAGACACAGAGCUGGAAAAUGGCUCAAAACGAUCCGUAUGCUUCGCUUUGCAUUCCCUGCUCAGUCCGUACGGCCGGCGACAGAGCGAUGCGAUUGCAUUCGGCGACUGCACGGUGCAGUUUGUCGCUGCGACACAAAUAACUUUCGAGCGCACUGUGCGGAGCUUGGAAACAGAAGGAAAAGAAGAAAUGUGGUCUAAAAAUUUUUUUGUUGUUUUUUGGUGCACCAAGUCAUUUGCCGUUCACUCAGUUUCUGCCAAACCUUGGCCACAAAAUUUUUGAAAACAAAAGAAAUGAGCAGUGAAUGUAAAGCGAAGCAUACGGAUCGUUUUGAGCCAUUUUCCAAUUCUGUAUCUUUUUCCGAAGCCGAGUUAUGGCCUCCGCCGAUAUGGCAAGCGUCCGCCAUACCUCCGCCGAAUGCUUGAAAAACAUUAAAAUAAACAAAAAUCCUCAUUCCAACCAUCAAAAUUCACAAAAACGCUUUUAAGAUUAGUGUGAUGACCAAAAAAGACAUCAAAAGGCUCCGGCGAAUACACCACUUUCCGCGUCGGCGGAGAAAAUCAUCUUUUUGGAGAAAAAACCGCCCAUAACCUUCUUUCUCCUGAAAAAAAAAUUUUUUUGAUAUCUUGACUGAGCGCCAAGAAAUCGACGAACACUUUCCGGCACAUUUCUCUGGACACCCUGUAUAAAAUGUCACCCAAUGAUUUAGUGUAUAUAACUAGUUGCUUAAGACCCCCUGUUCAUGGAAUUAUUAUUUCUAGGCAUGACCCUCUCAAGUCAGGCUCCAAUGUCGAUACCUCCAACAUUACCCAUCCCAAGUAUCCUCAACAACGGCUCUGGCGGCGGAAUUAUGCAGACAGGCCAAGGAAUUGUACAUAUACCACGGCUCCCUCCUCCGGAUAUACUCCAACAACAAUUUCGGGUGAGUUUUGGCGACUACGUCGUAACUUCCGCACCUUAUUAUACAGUAAGAACAGCACCAUAGGAGUCGUAUCACAUUUCCGACUAUUCGACGCUAAACUUAUUUAGUUUCAGCCCGGCGCACCUGUCAAUGGUCCCAGACCGCCAAACCUUAAUGAUCUGAUCAUCGCUCAACACCACAUUCAACAGCAACAACUUCAGCGACAGUGGGCAGCAUUAACCGGAGGAUUCCAGCCCAAUUCCGGCUUGAUGAACCCCGGAAUCCCCAUGGGAUUAUCGAUAAACCCUGCCGCGUUGGCCGGAAAUCCACAACUUUAUCAACAGCUCCAACAGCAAGCCGCCAUUCAGCAAAAUCAACGGAAUAAUCAGAUCUUCGAGCAGAUGCGGGAAAUGGAGGAGAGAAAACGGCGGGAGAUCGAGCAACAACAACAAAGAGAGCGGGAACAGCGAGAGCAAAGGGAACGCCAAGAAAGAGAGCAAAGAGAACGGCAGUUGCAACAACAACAGGCCGCACAACAACAAGCACAGCAACAACAGAACCAACAACAACAGGAGCUGAUGAACCAAUUGCUUUUGGGUAAGAGAAGAGCUAUCUUCUUUUAGAAUGGAGUUUGGGAGCUUGAACAUCUAAUAGAAUGGAGUUUGGAAGCUUGCUGGACCUCAUUCCGUAGUAUUGAGCCUAUUUCUGAGUAAAACUUCCCAUGGAUAAUAUUAGAAUUUAAACAAGUCACAAACAAAUUUUUUUGAAGCCGUUUGAGCCUAAAAUAAUACAUACUUGCUAGAACCCAUGGAAACGUGCCAUUUUGUUCUUUAUUUUAGCAUCCAUCUUCAUAGCUAGCUGCAAUUUCCUCCAUUCUCUUUCUUAGCUACCUAAAAAUCAAAAAAAUAUAUCUAAACCACUUACUUUUCUCAUUUUUCAGCCGGAAUGAACCCUCAAAUGUUGCUCAAUCUCCAAAUCCAACAGAACAUGAUGAAUGCUCAAGCCCUUCAGGCCAAUCCUCUCGCCUCGUUGGCCACCUCGAUGCCUUCCGCCUCUCAAAGCAACCAAAUCAACGCUCAACAGUUGGAGGCGAUAAUGCGAGCGCAUCAACCUCAGAACCAAUCGGGAAUGCCGGGCCUGAAUCCGCAGAUGGCGGCUCUUCUGACGGCGCAACAAACUCCUCAACGGCCUACCUCGAACCAGCAGCCGACGCCGCAAGGCACUCCUCAUCAGCCGCCGCGAACCACUCCAACCGGUCCGUUGGCGGGCCUCACCCAGAUGGCCAACCUGGCCGGACUCCCCGCCCAACAGAUGCAGGGGAUCGCGGCAAGUCAGGCCAACCUGGCCGCCAUGCAGAACGCUCCGCAGGACGUUCAAAUGAUGCUGCUUCAGCAGCUGCUGAAUCAGCGUCCCGGUCAGAACGGACUGGGCCAGAAAUGA
This is a messenger RNA of Bursaphelenchus xylophilus (pine wood nematode), 8491 nucleotides long. The record is from the annotation of a GenBank genome assembly. Lineage: Eukaryota; Metazoa; Nematoda; Chromadorea; Rhabditida; Aphelenchoididae.